This is a messenger RNA of Suillus discolor, 1579 nucleotides long. RefSeq lists its product as uncharacterized. The transcript is spliced from 4 exons. The record is from RefSeq and is a predicted model, not a curated record. NCBI's taxonomy places the organism in Eukaryota, Fungi, Basidiomycota, Agaricomycetes, Boletales, Suillaceae. Bases 264 to 1160 code for a protein of 298 amino acids.
AUUUUGGGAUGUACUUACGCCCUGUAUUGCCUCGUGGUAGUAUGGAAUGUAUAUCUCGCCGCUUGCAAAGCCGCUCGUGGCUUUUCAGCUUCUUGUGUCUUUCUUGGUCCAUAUAAGACGCAGGGACUGACUGCGCGAGCCCCCGGUGGGACUUCAGAGGCUACUCUGCACAUUUCUUCGGCAAAAGGCCUGUUCAGCUCUCGCCCCUCGCACAUCUUGAAAUCUACAAAGUUUCGCCUCCAUUUCCAACUGUAACGACCUUCAUGUUUAAGACGAAGCACGACAUAGGGAGUCCUAAUUACAAUCUCAACACUCCCAAGAUACCAUCCAAGGCGCUUCCACAGUCGCCACCACUCACGUCCCCUCGUUCUUUCAGCAGGGCCGAGCACCGUUCGUUCAAGAUGCUCAAGCCCUCUCUUUCAGGCUCAAUUUCACGGGCGCACACGCCCAAGCCUUCAACACCACUGCCCCUCAAGUCUAUCCUGAAGGGAAAGACUUCCCCUCCUCGUGACUCAUAUGAAAGCGACGGAGAAGUUGCGGCCGCCAAGAAGGGUUCGCGGAAUAACGUCUACACAGUGCCCAACUCCCCUCCGCAACAUGCACACUUGGGUCCCAUGAAGGGUCCCGCACUAAACCUUCACUGGAAGCUGCUCCCCUACCAUCCAAAGCGAUCAAAGCGAUUUCUUCACUUCGAUGUUGCUUUCCCAACUCACGACAUCGAGUUCAGGCAGAACUCGUCUUAUGGUGUUCAACGAACAAGCUUGUCUGAUGCCGACUUUGAUAAGUCGGCUGCAGAUGAAAAGUUGGUCAAGAUGACCAUCAACUUCCAGCGAGGUCCAUUCGAGUGGGACAUCGAUGUGAAACGUGAUAGAGGCAUUCGUGUCCGCGAUGUCUUUGAGGCGAUACAUGCAGCUUUCGACGCACCGCUCACACCUCAUGAGAAAAGCUUGAUCCCGCACCAUCGCCGUGCGGUAUACGAAGAGGCGUUCAGGCUUCGCUGCAAGCUAGCGGCAGGGCUUCCUAUCGUCGAGCAACGCAAAGGCUGGAAGCGCGUAGACAUGCUUCUGCAUGAGACCCUCUUCCGUGGUCUGACGCAGCCGAAGUCAGGGGGAGACUGGGUAUUGAAUCUCAGCGGGUCGGUGCCCGUAUACGACCGCUAAAGAACAUCACGAUCAUUGCAUAUUUUUUUUCUCUCACUGUAUUCUUGAACUGGAUUUCAGCCACGCUCUUUUGGCUUCAUUGCAUCGCAUCGCAUCUUAUCAACUCUCUAUCAACACCCCUCAACAUUCUGUCCCUUUUUAAUUCUGCCCAUAUUUCUAAAAGUGUUAUGACCUAUCCUACUCAUGUUUUGCAGCAUUCUCGCUGCCUGGUUCAUAGUAGCGUUGGCCUAGGCGGAAGACGCUCCCUACUCUGUACUUUCUCGCGAUCCUGGUUUCCUUGUCCUCUGGACUCUGUCCAGGAUCGAUUUGUGCCGAUCAAAGAUACCAAGUUACUACUGUUCAGCAGUGUACAUCAUGUUCUCUCAUAGACACUUUCCCUUGCAGUGGAAAGAAAUAAAACAUCCGUUUUAUGUGUCGAA